UCCCGAUUAAGUUUAGAAACGAGUUUUGCACCAAUAAGCCGAAACAAGACACAUUUUUAUAUCACUCUUCUCUAUUUUUGAACGAAUCAUAUGUACGUUUAGUUAUCAAUGUUAAUUACUACAAUAAUGACGAUAAAAUGAAAUAAAUACCAAACAAUCACAAUCGCUACUUAAUGGUAGACCAAAUAUUAAUUAUUUCAUGCCAUUUAAAGAACAUUUCAUCUGUCUAUAUUCGCAAAAUUCAUCAAAAAUUUUAAGGGACUCAAAAACAGUGCAUAAUGUUUUUCAUGUAUUGAAAAACAAAACGUACGUUCUUGCGGAAAAAUCAUUGUGCUGUCCAAUUUAUCAGAUUCGCAAAUUUCUAGCAUGAUAGCAUACAAAAACAUAGGCGGAGAAAGAGAUAGAUAGCAUUCUUUCUUAUGGCUCUUGUACUAAGCGUGACUGAUACAAAGAAAGCAAACACUAAAACCAGUGAUCAAAAUUGUUUACUACUGCGAUGGAACGCGUACUUCCUAUCAUUUCAGUGUACAGAUAAUUAUUUACAUUUUAUUUCCUCAACAAAAUAAAUAGAAAUGUUAAGUAAUCAUGUUCUCGAAUACCAAUUAUUAUUGAGUUAAUAAGUUAAUUUAUUAGUUUAUGCUACAAAAUAUAUGUUAGUAAUAAAGUGGUGAAAAUAUAAUUUAAAAUGAUGGAUGUUGAUGCAACAAGUCUUGAACAACUAGAUGUUGCUUUUAAACUUGAUGUAGUCAAUAUUAUUGACUCCUGUAGGAUUUGUAUGACUCAGACGUUGAAUAUGAGCAGUAUAUUUGACACUGCCAAUGAAAAUAUCGUUGAUGAAAUACUUUUUUGCACAGGAAUCACCAUCAAAGAAGAUGCAGGUCUGCCGUCACAAAUAUGUGAGGUAUGCCGCAAUAAUCUAUCCAUAGCAUACAAAUUUAAAACCACCUGUCUACUAGCAGAUGAAACAUACAAGAAACUGGUACCAAAAAUAAAGGACGAAGUGCCAGAAUCAGGUGUAACUAAUUCAGCUUAUGCACGGUUAACAUUUAAAGAUGAAAUCCAGGAUGACGUAGACAGUGAAGGGUUGGAGUAUGUGAAAACAGAGAGUGAUGUAGAGGCUGCAGAUGAUGUGAAAACCAAUGUUAAAGGGCGUAAUAAAGAAUUUGAGGAUGUAAAAAUAGAGAAUGAGUUGGAAAUUGUGGAUGGAGUUUUGAGAAAAAGUAGUCCAAUCAAGGUAAAAGCUAGAGGACGUCCAAGGAAGGCGACUGGGGCCAACGCUAAGCCGAGACCCUUGAGGAAGUUCAAAUUCAGAAGGUUAUGCUGUGAAGUAUGUAAUCUCAAGUUUGAUACGAAGGAACAGAGCAAUGAUCAUAAGAGACAAGCCCAUAAGGAUAUGUGGAUUUGUGAGGUCUGCGGUAAAAGUUUCAUCCACCGAGCGUCCCACUACACCCAUGUAAAGUCCCAUCAGCCCCCGAACUAUGGGUGCGACCAAUGCGACUAUAAAACAUGGCAUAAAUCUGAUCUCGUCAAACAUGUCAGGAUACAUGCUGGUCUAAAACUAUACCAAUGUGAGUACUGCAGUACGUCCUACUACACGUCGUCGAACCUGACUAGCCACAUCAGACGACUACACAUGAAAGAGAGACUGUAUGAUUGUAGCAUAUGUAAGCGCACCUUCUUCGAUAAGACCAAACUGAACAGACAUCUGGAUUCACAUUUUGAUAUUAAAAGGUUCGAAUGCAACGUUUGCCACGCCUGUUUCACCCGAAGAUGCUACUGGAAGAAGCACCUUCUUAGACAGCACGACAUCGUCACUCCCCCUCAGAGACCAGGUCGGCAGAAGACCAACGAAGUCAUAGGAGACUAUCUAGAAAAACAAGCCAUCGGAGACUUUUAUCAGAAAGGCGAUUUGGUUGAUAGUAAAGAAUCAUAGCAAUAAUAGGGAUGAUGACGGGGUAGGAAAAUUAAAAAUCUAUUUAGUCCGUCAGUUAGGUAAUGACAU
Spodoptera litura is the source of this 2002-nucleotide messenger RNA. RefSeq lists its product as uncharacterized. NCBI's taxonomy places the organism in Eukaryota, Metazoa, Arthropoda, Insecta, Lepidoptera, Noctuidae. Gene Ontology annotation, cellular component: nucleus. The record is from RefSeq and is a predicted model, not a curated record. Gene Ontology annotation, molecular function: zinc ion binding.